This is a messenger RNA of Macrosteles quadrilineatus (aster leafhopper), 535 nucleotides long. RefSeq lists its product as uncharacterized. The transcript is spliced from 3 exons. The record is from RefSeq and is a predicted model, not a curated record. The coding region runs from base 1 to 501 and encodes 166 amino acids. NCBI's taxonomy places the organism in Eukaryota, Metazoa, Arthropoda, Insecta, Hemiptera, Cicadellidae.
AUGCUACAUAUGCUGCAAGCUGCAACCCUACAACAGUCUCACCCACCCCUCUAUCCCUACAGCCCGUGCCAUAUCGCUCACCAAGCUGUAGGCAGCAAACAGCAAGUAAAAGAGAUGAGUUCCCCCAAAGACGACCAUGACCUGUUGUUCCAGGGGUAUCAUGAACGGGUAAGAGCCAUCUUAAAGCACCUAGUUUUCGACAUGCAACUUAAUCCUCUCCACCCGCUCGUUAUCAGCUUCAGCCACCACUUGGAGAUGACGACGGCCUACGACGAGUACCUCAGGGCUCUGGAGGUGAGCCCCCCGAACCCUCAGACCCUGAAGAUGGUUUGCUAUCGUGGGGUGGACCUUCAGUACAGAUACAGUGACAAAGUAGCAACUUCCUUGUAUGAAGAGGAACACAGCCCAAGGGACAAUGGAUGGGAAAGAGAACAGGGGAAGAGUGAGUAUGAACAUCAGAAUGGAAAGAGUUGGGAGACAGAUGGGAGGGAUAGACAGUAAUUGUCUUGAUUUAAAACUCUAAGAUGCUGUUUUU